Messenger RNA from Cylindrotheca closterium, 915 nucleotides. Lineage: Eukaryota; Bacillariophyta; Bacillariophyceae; Bacillariales; Bacillariaceae. The record is from the annotation of a GenBank genome assembly.
AUGGGUGAUACAAUCAGUUCAUUGCUGUUUCAGCCUCCCCAACCAACCAAUCUAAAGGAAAAUAAGAUCAUAUGGCUUGAUACAGAGUUGGGAAAGAGGGUACCAGCCUUCUAUAUUCACUAUAAUGGAAACGGAGGAGAAGACACGGCAAGGUCGUUAACGACGGCGGAGUUAAGUCAGACGGACACAUCGCAAGGGAUAACAAUUCUGUAUUCACAUGCAAAUGCAGAAGAUCUGGGGGGUAUCUAUCCUUGGUGUAAAUUCCUGAGUAAGAUGCUCCGGGUCAAUCUUCUGGCCUAUGACUACACGGGAUAUGGAAUGGCGUUUGAUCAAGGAAAACCCUCGGAAGAAGACUGUUACGCGGAUGUUCAAGCAGCUUAUAAGUUUGUUAGGCAUAACCUGAAAGUACCAUCACAGAAUGUUGUGUUGUAUGGAAGGUCAUUAGGUGGUGGUCCGUCCUGUUUUAUGGCUGCUGGCACCUCACAAUCUGUCGACAAAACUCUAGGAGGCCCCGUCGGUGGAGUCAUCCUUCACGCUCCUUUUCUAUCUGUAUACCGCAUUGUGGUCGACACUGGCUGCACAGUAUAUGGUGACAAAUUCCCCAAUAUUGAUUACGUUCCACAAAUCAAAUCACCAGUAAUCCUUGUACACGGGACUGCUGAUCAAAUUGUUCCAUUCAAUCACUCGGAACGACUGUAUGAAGCAUUGCAGCCUAGUUCAAGGGCGCGUCCGCUGUAUAUUGAAGGAAUGGGUCACAACAAUGUUCAUUCUGUAGUCCGGCCGAUGUUCAUUGCACGCUUGAACGAUUUCCUUGACACGAAGGUCUGGCCUAAUAUCAAUGGUGCCGAGAAAGCAGUACCUUAUGGGGGCGAAUAUGGGGAAUCAAAAGAAGAGACAACACGGCGAAGACGAUAG